Molecule: messenger RNA, 843 nt
Organism: Caenorhabditis elegans
Lineage: Eukaryota; Metazoa; Nematoda; Chromadorea; Rhabditida; Rhabditidae
Gene: srbc-84
Product: Serpentine Receptor, class BC (Class B-like)
Exons: 2
Coding region: 1-843 (280 amino acids)
Source: RefSeq, marked reviewed
AUGCUCUUCUUUUUCGUCGGCAGUUUCCUGACACUUUUAUUUGCCAUAACCGCUAGUUUCUUAAAUAUUAUGCUAUUGUUUUCAAUACUAUAUUUGAAACGAAUACCUGUCAAGUCUAGUAUGUCACUAAUCUACUACAAGUUCGGCAUUGAUGCCUUUUAUACCCUGAGCCUAUUUUUUGCUAGAUUAUAUUUAAUUUUCACGCAAACUUCCUCUGACAAUUUUAUCAAAAAUUUGAGUUUCUAUUUGAUUUGGAUAUCCUCAUCUUUUGGUAGUUUACGAGCGACCGUUGCCCUUUCGAUAUCAAUCGAGAGAGCCGUGGCCACUUUAUUCCCAAUUUUCUACUACAAUUAUCGACAAAACCUUUUAAAUUGUUUUGUAUGGUUUUUCAUAAUAUGUAUUGUUUCAAUUGAUCAAUAUAUUCUUUUCGGAGUUUGUGACGUUGUUAUAGACACCCCGCUAGACUGUGACAGUUUCCUGUGUGCCAUGAACCAGUGUUACACUACAUAUUGGUUAUUACAUGAACGAAUUACUACCUUUUCCAAUGUAUUUUUUUCUGCGGUUGUUACUUUUCGAUUGUUUAUUUGGAAUCAUUUUUUCAGUACCCAAGUGAGCAACACAAUUUCAAGAGCCACCCGUAUUGCACUUUUCGAUGCUUUUAUUGUAAUAGUUUUCUAUGCUGUUCCCUACUUUAUUUUUGCUCAUGUAUACACUAUAUAUUCUAAUAUAGCUGGAUCAUUGACACUUGCGACAAAAACUGCUGGUUUUGUUAUUGAAGCAUUGAUAACUUUUCAAAUUCUGUUUGGUACGAAAAAAAUUUCACAAAUUGGUAUCACACCGUAA